Messenger RNA from Durio zibethinus, 2384 nucleotides. It is a transcript of the gene NHL8, whose product is annotated as NDR1/HIN1-like 8. Gene Ontology annotation, molecular function: ubiquitin-protein transferase activity; zinc ion binding; protein binding. Lineage: Eukaryota; Viridiplantae; Streptophyta; Magnoliopsida; Malvales; Malvaceae. The record is from RefSeq and is a predicted model, not a curated record. Gene Ontology annotation, biological process: protein ubiquitination.
UUCAAAAGCCCCUAUAUAAUGCCGUCUCCUCUUCAAGAAAGCGCCGCCCUACGCCAAGCAGCCACUUCAACCUCCGCCAUGAGAAGAACAAGAAGAGAAUCAAGCCAAGGCCGCCGCCACCGCCACCACCACAACACCGACGAUACCUGGUCGGUGAAGCGUCUUCAUGAUACUCCUAAACAACCACAAGACAAUCCCCAGCAACAACAAGAGGAAUCGAAUCUUAGUUGUCCUUCAACCUCAUCCAUUUCUAAUCAACAACAAUUCCCCGAUUUUACCCCAAACCCCCCCAAAACUCAUCGAAAUCCUAACUGGAAAUACCGGCGUGGCCGCGUUGCAAAACCCCGAUUCGUUAAAAAAUCCGAGCUCCCUUCUUCUAAAUCUGAUCUUAGUUCUGAGGAUAGUAAAGCGAGUUUGAGUGUAGUUGAAGAAGUAAAUAGGGACAAAGAAGAAAACAAAGGAAGCGAGAUUUUGGAGUCAAAGAUUGAAGAGAAUGUAGAGGGAAUUGAAGGUGAUGAAUCACAAAGCGAUGAUGAUGAUGUAGUUAGUAGGUUAGAGGAGCUGCGGUUAAGGGUGGAAGAACCCGAAUUGUCAGAGGAACAGCUGAGAAUCAAUGAUCAGUUGCAGGAGGACGAGUUACUUGUAAUGGAGUCUAUUUUUGGAGAAAAUGUCUUCAUCCUUGACAGACAGAUGGGCUUACGAUCCUUGAAGAUUCAUAUUCAUCUUGAAGGCAGUGGAGACACUAUUAUAACGACAAAGCUAAAUUCAUCUAAUGAUAUUGGUGUAAAGAGUGAGACUUCGGAUGACUUUUCAUACUCAUUCAAAGUCCAAUAUCUCCCACCAAUUGUGUUGACCUGUUUACUACCUAGAUCAUACCCCAGCCAUCUUCCUCCUUAUUUUACCAUCUCUGUUCAGUGGUUGCAUUCAGCUAGAAUUUCCGAUCUUUGCAGUCGGCUAGACUCAAUAUGGAAGGAGAAAGAAGGGCAGGAAGUCAUAUACCAAUGGGCCGAAUGGCUACAAAAUUUGUCUCUUUCUUACCUUGGAUUUGAUAAAGAAAUAAUGCUUGGUCCUUAUGGCAUUGAGAAUACUAGAGAAAGGCGUGCAGUUUCCGGAAGUGUCUCUCCUGAGAUUGAUGUUCCAUUUAUUAGGAGUUACAAUGAUGAGAAAUUCCAUGAGAACUUCCUCAAAAGCUUGCAUGAAUGUUCAAUCUGUUUUAGUGAGUAUGCAGGAACUGACUUUAUCAGACUGCCAUGCCAGCAUUUCUUCUGCUGGAAGUGCAUGAAAACUUAUUCUGACAUGCAUAUCACUGAAGGCACUGUAAGCAAGUUGCAAUGUCCUGAAGCUAAAUGUGGGGGCAUGGUCCCUCCUGGUUUGUUGAAACGAUUGCUUGGUGAUGAAGGGUAUGAACGUUGGGAGUCCAUUAUGCUACAGAAAACACUUGAAUCAAUGUCUGAUGUUGCAUAUUGCCCAAGAUGUGAAACACCUUGCAUAGAGGAUGAAGAUCAACAUGCACAAUGCUCCAAGUGCUUCUUUAGCUUUUGUACACUUUGUAGGGAGCGCCGUCAUGUAGGCAUAGCAUGUAUGACACCAGAAAUGAAGCUUCUUGUCUUGCAGGAGCGCCAAAAUUCAUCUAAAUUGAAUCAAGAGCAAAAGCUGAGGGAGCGUGAGAUGAUCAAUGAACUUCUUAGCAUUAAGGAAAUAAUGCGUGAUUCCAAGCAAUGUCCAUCUUGUAAGAUGGCAAUCUCAAGAACUGAGGGAUGUAACAAGAUGGUAUGUGAGAACUGCGGCCAGUAUUUCUGCUACCGCUGUAACAGUGCCAUUGAUGGAUAUGACCAUUUCAGGGAUGGGGCUUGUGAGUUGUUCCCACAAGAAAUGAUACAGGACUGGGAGGAAAGGGUGAAUGCACGCCAGGUAUUAGGUCAGGUUCACGCACAACUCUUUGCUGACCAUGGGCUGGCAUGCCCUAACUGUCGUCAGUUCAACGCAAAGGUAGGCAACAACAAUCAUAUUUUCUGCUGGGCAUGCCAAAUGCACUAUUGUUACUUGUGCAAAAAAAUUGUAAGGCGCAGCUCUCAACAUUAUGGACCCAAGGGUUGCAAGCAGCACACUGAGGGAUAGUAACAAAUACCAUUGGACCAAACGAAUUGAAAAUGCAAUUGAUAAUCUUCCAAGGGCAAGGAAAUAGUGUGGGCCACUUGUUCUUGGGUACUGUAAAUCAGUAUAAUUUUAUUCUUGGUAUCAAAAUUCAGAACUCCUUCCUGAAAAUGGCCUUUUAAUAAUUCAGCUUCCAAAUUGGAUGCUUGCUGGCUGUGGACACAGUUGCGAUUGUACAUUUUUUCAUCUGAGUAGUAGCAAAUAAAAUGAAAAAGUUUUGAAUCUUCCCA